GUGAAUUCGUUGUUUUUUUCGUGUUUUUUCGCGCGCCGCGGCCGAAAAAGCCGAGGCGUCGUGAAUUCCGCUUAUUUCUGCCUUUGCACGCGCCCCCAAGGACGCGAACGACCUUCGUAAUAACCGUGAGUUACACGCAAAUAUUUAGACUGAACCUUCUUACGGGCAAUCCAUCGAUGCUUCGAUGCGACGAUGGUUGACAAGCCUUCCUCGCAGAUCCAGAAAUGGCGUCUCCCGUGCACAUGGUCUACUAAAAGCGUAUGACUUUGUUGUCGCCGUUACGGAAUUUACAAUCUUAAUGAAAACGUUUGUGCCUGUCUCUACUACAAUCUUGAGUGAUAGUUCUUCCACAAGCUGCUGCCCCCAAGUCGAGGAUGUACCAGACGGAAUGUCUUUUGUGCUAUUCCUCGUAAUCGUUCUCGCAUAAUCGCCACUUAUGUCAAAAUCUUUUUCUUCUGGUAUUCUUCCAUCAAUCGUGAUAAAUCAAUUGUAAAUAGAGAGUGUAUAUAGAGUGAUAGGUGAGUGAGAUAGUGUGUGGAGCUAUAUUUGGCAAUGAGUUCAAGUAAUAAAACAUCAGUGUCCUCCAGUGGGAGAGGCACUAAUAAAAACAAAUUAUCACAGCAACAUGGAAAAUCAGAUCAUCAUCAAACUAAAUCAUCAGAUUCAACAAAACAUGAUAAAAUGCAGCCUAAUACUGUUCAGGUCCGGCAUGCACAGAUCAUUGAUACUCGCAUGGGAGGGGUUGAAGACCCAGUAUUUAAAGAACGGAUCAAAGAAGUUAUGGAUUUAACAUGUCGUUCCGAAGAUGAAGUCAUUAUGGCUUUGCAUGAUAGCGAUGGAGAUUUGAAUCGUGCCGCCAUUGAUCUCUUGGAAGGUGUUAAAACAGAAUGGGAAGUCAAAAAAAAGAAGCCUCGUCAACCAAGUGGCUCAAAGCAAGCUGCUGAUCAACCAGGUGGUCAAAAUGACGGAGGUGAUUGGGAAGAAAGACGCAAUCAACGAAGUGGUGGACCACCACGAAUGCGAGGUCGUGCUAAUCAUGACAACCGUGAAUGGCGUGGUCGCGAAAAUAAAGAAAAUGAGAGAAACAUGGAAGAGAGUGCUCGAGAUGGUAGCUACAGUGGCAGUAGAAGAGGACGAGGAGGUCCUGGUAGAUCAGGACGUGGAGGUCGUGGAGGUGGAAGAGGUCUUGGACCACGAACAUUUGCGAAUCGUAAUGAUCCAGCUUCUACUUCUUCAACUCAUAGUUUCAGUCGACCAAUUGACACUUGGGCAGGUAGUGAAGAACAACAACAAAGUAUUCAAGAGCCAAAAAUGGCUUGGAACAAUUACGAAUCAACAGAAGAUUGGGAUAAUGAGGAAUACACAGGAUCAUUAGCAGAUACAAAAGUUUUUACACCAAGUACUUCUUUAACUGAACAAGCUCCUGUACAUGAUGAACCAAAGACUCAAGAUUUACAAUCAAUACAGUCAAAUCAGACUGUCAAUCUCGGACUACUGCAACAAGAAGAAAUAUCAAAAUUAUCCGAAAUACCAACGAUACAACAACAAGCAUUAAUUCCACAACAACCUCAACAGCAACAAACUGUACUGAGCUUACCAACGAUGCAACUUUCACAACAACCAAAUGCUAUUAGCGGUGGUGUAUUAACUGCUGCACAAACUCAGUAUUUGACACAGCUAACUCAACAAACUAGUGAAAAUUUAAAAACAGCAGGACAGCCUUCAUUUCCAUCCUCAAUAACAAAUCAGCCUCAAAGACAAUCUAAACAACGUCCAAGAGUACCACCUCCAUCGAAAAUACCAUCUAGUGCGGUAGAAAUGCCGGGUGAUGCAGUCAACAGUGGCAUCGGAUUUCUCGAUGUUCAGUUUGGCGCACUUGAAUUUGGAAGUGAUUCAAGCUCGCUUGAUGGUUCAGCUAAUGAAAAAUAUAAUUCGAGUAAUAAUACCAUCUCUAAUGUUGAUGUUCCCUCUACCACAAAUACUGUAAACACAGCGGGCACAAAUAGUUCCAUUGAUAUUGAAACUACACAAACUUCCACAACACCAUUUAAUGCCACUUCUCAAAUGUUAUCGAGCAGUGACAGUUUACCAGUAUCAAAUGAUCAUUCAAUAAAUUCUCAAACUUUUGCGGGUCGUGGAAGUACUGGUCAAACUUUGGAUAUAACCAAACAGGAUUUCACAUCGCAAGUUUCUCCAGGAAAUGCAACUACAUAUGGCGCAGCAACGUAUCAAUCUCAAAAGACAUCAUUUCAACCAUCUAGUGCCACGCAAAGCACUUAUAAUACAUAUUCUACAAAUACGCAAUCAGGACAGUCGUUCCAGACUGUUUCAGUCACAAAUGCUAAUACGUAUUCUGCAACGGCAACAGUUUCACAAACGAGUUACAAUUCCUCUUCAUCAUUCCCUCAGUCAAAUUCUUCAAAUUUUAGUCAAGCAUCUCCUUCUGCGUCGACAUCUGCAGCUUCUGUUUACAAUCAGCCAACUACUACCAAUCAGGUAUAUCAAUCUACGAGUGGUUAUGCAUCCACAACAACCUCUCAAUACCAAGCAUCUUCUGUAGCUACAAAUACUGUAUCAAAUAGUAAUGCUGGAUAUCAAGCAAGUGGUUAUCAAGGAUCUUCUUCGUUUCAAUCUACUCCUCAAGCUUAUCAACCAUCCGCUACUACUUUUAGUUCACCUAUUACUCAGACAUCCGGACCUUAUCAAAGUGCAGCACAAUCUGUUUAUGCGAGUGCGUACGGAAAUUACACAAGUCAACCACAAACUGCAUCUCACAAUCAUAAGUUGAAUAGUAGUACAACAAAGGAUUCUCAAUAUGAAAGUAGUACAACGACUUCUAACAAUUCUCUUGCUACGACGACGACAACUACAUUAGGACUUAGUUCAGCUUCUGUGAAUAGUUCUCAGACAAAAGUAACUAGUUCUAAUGCCGUACCAAAAAGUACAUCGAGUGGCGUUGUAACGGGUAGCAGUGGCACUGGCAAUAUAACAGGAGGAGGAGCAGCAGGCAGUAUGGCACCGAUGCUCAGUCACCAAUACAUUAUGGGUCAGGGAGUGCCAUAUACAUUUCAGCAACCAAUGUACAGCUACGAAGAUUUACAACUUAUGCAACAAAGAAUACCACAUAUGCCAACUACUGGUUACUAUGACGCGGCUCUGGGCUAUCAGACGACUGGACCAGCAACCAGUCUUGGUGGGGCACGAGGUGAUGCGUUGUCUGGUGUACAAGGUGUUCAAGGAGUGCAAGGUGUCCAAGGAGCUUAUACCAGUAUUAGCGACGCUAGGUUUGCCAGAAAUGAUAGUAACGCGUCACCGGUUCCUUCCACUAUGUCGCAACAGACUGCUACACAGCAUCAACAACCUAUGAUGAACCCAACGCUUCCUCCAGGUUACGCAUAUUUCACAUAUAGCGGAGGCAUAAUGCCAGGCGGUUUUCAAUAUGGAACUCCUGCUAUUUAUCCCCAGAUAGCAACUGCUGGAAAUGCUGGUACAAAUAGCGGAGCAUACAGCGCUAAACCAGGAAGUUAUGGAUCUGGUUAUGGCGGUGGUGCAAGUUACGAUGCUUUAGCGUCCGCAGGGCCAUCCGGAGAAUAUAAAGCUGCUGGAAGUAAUUACACUGGUACACAGGCGGGCAAAACUGGUACUUCUACAGGAAAUACCAAUACUGGUGGAUCAUCUGCGACUGAUAUUAGUGCAACGAUGUAUGCAAAGAGUCACGUAGCACUUAGCAAAGUAAAUUCAUAUGAAAAACAAGCUUUUCAUUCUGCGACUCCACCGCCAUUUGGUAUUACUGGUAGCCAAAAUGCAGGAUUGCCUGGAGGAUACGGCACGCCGCACUUAUUUAUACCAACGAUGCCUCAUCAAUUACAUCAACCACUUCAUCAGGAUGGUACCAAUAGCACAGGUCAAAGGUCCAAUACAAGUUCACAGAACAAAGCUCAAGCUAAGCCUGGUUACAGUCCUAGCUAUUGGGCUGGAAGCAAUUAAAAUAUCUUGAACGAGAUAAAGAAGAAAGGAGCGAUGUAACAACCAUUUUAGAAAAAAUAAACAUUCGCCAUUGUGAGAUAUGGUGGUGUAAAACAUGGACGUUGAUAUAAAGGGUUUACGCGAUACAUGAGAAUAAGGACAAAAGAUUUUUUUUUUUUCAUCAGGUUAUACAUUUUGGCUAUAAAUCAGUAUGGACUAAAGAGUGAGUCUUAAUCGUUGGAAGGAUUAAACAAUAUUUGUUGUUUCUCUUACGAAAAAAGAGAUAUUUAGGUGUUUUUUUUUGAGAUUAUUCUAUCAAAGUCAACUUCCCUUAAAAAUGAUUCCCUUACUGAAGAUUAAUUUCAGCUCUUUAUUUCAAAAUCGUGACGUUCCAAAUAUUAACAAUGAUUAUUUUGUUAUCUUGAUUUUGUGUUUCAUAUAAUGAAAUGUGAAAGAGGGAAGUUUUUGUUUCGUCUACUAGUACAUCUUAUGCUUAAUAAGCAUAUAUUGAUAUGUUAUAUGAUGUUUUUGAAGUUAAACAAUGUUUAUUAUAAAAGCAAUGAAUUGUAUAAUUCUUCCUAACGGAAGUUGCACUCGUGCCAAAUAGACUGGUAGCGUGAGUGAUACUUGCGAGAACUUGUUCGGUUACUUGUUUUUAUCACGAACGCAGGAUAAAAAGCGCGAGCAGGCUUCGUGUGGUUUGUACCACUAGUAAACCUACCGAGUGUGUGAAUAGCAUAGCGCUUGUGUGAAAGAAAAAGAAAAACCAUAAAAGCUAACGGCUGCUGUAUCAGCUCCUGUAUAUGCUUCAGUACACUACAGUGCAAUUGCGAAUAUACCGCAUCGACUGCAAAAAGUGAUAGUUUUUUGUAAAAUGUAGGCAUUUUGGCUAACAUCUAACGUGCUCCUUUACACGAAAGAAAAAACAAAGCACCCUUUCAUGAAAUAAUGUAAAGAUGUGUUUCUGUAAAUUGCAGUGUUUGUAUGUAUCAAGAAAAUUUUAAGUACAUAAACAUUUAUGAUUAUAAUAUUUUCACUUUUUGGUACGUGAAAUAUAAGCAGGGAUUAUAUCAGAACAAUUAUUUAUACCUAUACAGAGUGUUCUGUUCACUUGGAUCGCUAAUUCGAGUGAUUAAGAUAGGUGAGCGUUACUUUUUGUUAUAAGGUAUCGAACAAAAGUUCCCGAACCAAAAAGGUAAUGUCUUAUGAUUAUAUUAUCUGAAAUAAUUGUGUGUAUAAAAUUAUUUUAUAUUUAUAAAAAGUCAAAUUAAGAAAUUUUAGGUAUACCUGUAGAAGUAUCAAGGGAUAUUAGGAGAUAUCAACAAAUUUCUUAUCGUAUCUUUAAUCAAAUCGAAAUGCAGCCCUGUUUCCUUCUGAUCGUAGAGACUCUAUUAACAUUUCUUUCUAGAGAGUUAAAACGACAAUUUUUCACAAUAAUAUUACUUAUACCCUUUAAACAUGAUCGUUACAUGAAAUUCGAUGGUCGUUAUGUUUCUUCAUUAAUUAAUCAUCCGCAAGUAAUAAUGAAGAUUUAACAUUCAGCACAAAUAACUCUUUAUUUACAUAUUACUAUUAUAUUUGGCAAGAUUUUGCGAUUAUUUUAUAAGCAUAUAAAAAUAAAAAAGUAUAUAAAAAAGUAAAAAGAAAAAAAAAAAGAUUCGUUUUGUAAACAUUAUAGAAACUUUAACUUGUAAAAAGUUAAAACAACUUUAAAAUGCAUUAUAUCAUUAAAUCAUUAUUUAAUAGAGCUCUUUAAUUAUAAGAAAGAAAAUUUAUACAAUUUCUUAUUAUACAUAUUUAUAUUGCAAACCAUUCUCUAAAUCUUUAAUGGCACGUUGUGAACGAUUGUGAAAGAUCGAUAAUUGAAAAGUCUAUUGUUUAUAUCUCGUUCGCACCUUUUAUUCGGAAUUAAUCGUAGGUUUGAUAAUAUUAUCGGAUAAACGAAAUAAAAGGCAAUUUUUGCAUUUCAAUCGAUAAGAAGGAAGCACGUCACGCAAUUCUAGUUAUUUAGUAUACGAUAUACCUAGAUUCACCUGAUAUUACGUGCUGAAGUAAUUGACUAGAACAAAUCUAUAAUAAUUUGUCAUGUUUCACCGACAAAGGAAAAUAGAUACUUCAAUGUAUUUUUAGUCAUAUAACCAGUCUGCCAGUCUAUCUAUUUGAUACGAAGAAAGAGAAGCGAUCAUCUGUUUGUUCCAAGAGUAUCGAUCAUUUUUGAAAUUACGCGGGUUGAGAAAGAUCACGUGAACGAUCUUUAAAAGGAGGAAAAUUUGAAAGAGAAGUUAUUCGGUGACCAAUGCACGCUUUAGGAGUUAUAGUUUACAUCUUUGCAUUAUGAAUAGAAAAUCAUUGCCAAUAUUCUUCCCAUGAAAACGAACAAUGCUAUUUAUGCAUGUAGAACGUUCCAUGUGGUGCUGUGAGAAUUUUUACAAUUUGUGCGUGGUUAUCAUGUACCAUAAGUGGGAUAUAAAUUCUCUUUUACUAUUAACAAAAAAAAGAUGAAAGAUAAAAAACGGUUGUCAAAGCUUUAUUAAGUACCGCUGACAUAAACGAGAAACAAAUAGUUGUAAGUAAACUUUAUCUCUCUGUACUGUCUGCCUGUCUAUUUCUCUCUCUCUCUCUCUCUCUCUCUCUCUCUCUCUCUCUCUCUCUCUCUCUCUCUCUCUCUCUCUCUCUCUCUCUCUCUCUCUCUCUCUCUCUCUCUCUCUCUCUCUCUCUCUCUCUCUCUCUCAUUCUCUAUUUUUCCCUCUCUCGUUAGCCGUCACAAGCGGUGAUAUAUACAUAAGCGGUAUGAAUAGGAUAUAUUUGAGGAUAUUGGAAGACGAAAAGUAGGCUAGCUUCCUUGCUCUCAAAAAUAUACCAUUUGUACUGAGAAAUUUUGGAAAAAAAUGUAGAUGAUUCAAUUUCAUAAGAAUCCUCCGAAAAAUGAUAAACAACGCCACUGGUUGUAGGUACACAUUAAGAACGUAAGAAGGGAGACGUUGAUCACGUGUUCGUUGUUCUUUGUAUAUGGUUCAGCGGACACCACAAAGAGAGCAUUUGCAGUAAUGAAAAGAAGCGGGAAAGUGUUUAUGUUCUUGUUUUAUCUUAGCAUAGGCUUUAGUUAUUUCAAACUUUUUUUCUGUACACAUGGAUAAACUUAGGAAGAAAUACGAUAAAUGUGAUUAUAAUGAAAAAUGAAAAAAAGGAAGAUGGAUAUUGUUAUGGUAGAGAUUGAAAGAAACCACUAAACAAAAUGAUUAAAAAGAAAAAAAAAAAGAAAAAAAGAAGGAUAAACUUCAGAGUAAGCACGUUUGUUCUCGUAAUAAUUAUUAUACAAUUCAUAAUUUUUGUAUUUUUGUCAAAUAUUAACCGAUCGACCGAGAAUGCAAAAUGCAUUACGCCACUACUGCUAACUAUUAUAUAAUUAUUAAAAAUAAUAAUAGCUACUACUGUGUAUAAAUAUGAAUAUAUAAGAAUAAAUGUAUUAAAGAAAUCUUGUAAUUCAAGUACCUGUUGUGCUUGGAAGACAUUUUGAACUUUAUAAUUUUAUCAGUACUAAGUACGUAGUAUUUUGUGCAUUCUUUACGAUUUAUAAAUACAUAUACAUAUUAAGGAACACACCUUAACGGCAUCGGAUUAUUAAUAGCCUCACUAAUGGAAAACUUGUAAAAUUCUGUGAGCAUAUUAAUAUAUUUAUCCUUUAAUAAUAGUAAUUGAGCAGUA
Molecule: messenger RNA, 7671 nt
Organism: Vespula vulgaris
Lineage: Eukaryota; Metazoa; Arthropoda; Insecta; Hymenoptera; Vespidae
Gene: lig
Product: protein lingerer
Exons: 15
Coding region: 553-3987 (1144 amino acids)
Cellular component (GO): nucleus; cytoplasm
Molecular function (GO): protein binding
Source: RefSeq, a predicted model, not a curated record